UGGUUGGUUGGCUAGCCUGCCUGAUGUAAACACUGCAUGGCGGCUCUUCCUUCGAGCACGUGAAAUGGGUAUCGUGGAGAGAAAGCAGAGAGUCUUUUAUAAGAAGACCAAGAGAGGAAAUAUUAUCAAGGUUGUUAGAGAACACUAUCUUCGAGAUGAUGUUUGGUGUGGCCUUGAUGGAUGUGGCAUGUGUGAAGGGGAUUACCGGCCUCUGGAUUCUCUAACAACCAGUGAUAGCACUUUGGUGCAAAAACCACAUCACAUUAUCAUAGACACCAAUGUUGCACUCCAUCAGAUUGAUGUUUUGUGUCAUGAUGACAUAACAAAUGUGAUCAUUCCACAAACAGUGCUGCAGGAGGUGCGACACAGAUCCUUGCCGGUGUACAAGAAACUACGGGAUCUGAUUGAGGAAUCUAAAAAAAAAUUCUUUGUCUUUUCAAAUGAACAUCAUGGUGAGUGCUACAUUGAGCGUGGUGAAAAGGAGUCAGCUAAUGAUCGAAAUGACCGUGCAAUCCGAAUCACAGCCUGGUGGUAUAAGCAACACUUUCGCACAACCAACCAGAACAUUAUCCUUAUCACCAAUGACAUGGCGAACCGUGAUAAAACAAGGGAGAUGGACGUGGAAUCUUACACGAUGUACGAGUAUGUCUCCAGUCUCCAGAGUUCACCUGGUUUGUUAGACUUGGUGGCCAAUAUCGAGGAGGAGAAUGAAGAAGAAGAAGGCAUGAAGAAAUACCUCUACAGUCCGCACAUGAGCCUGGAGCAGAUGCGGCUAGAGAUUAAGAGUGGCCGUUUGCGUCAAGGUGUGCUGAAAACAUCACGGCACAACUACCUGGAAGCCAAUGUCAUGGUGGAAGGCUUGGAGAAGUCUGUCCUGAUUCAAGGACGGCAUAACAUAAAUCGAGCUCUCCAUGAUGAUACUGUUGCUAUCAAGAUAUUUCCCAAAGAGCAGUGGUCUUCUCCCUCAAAUGUUGUCAUUGACCAAGAGAAGCAGGAAGAGGAGAAGAAUCUUAACAACGAAGAUGAAAAGGCAGAAGAAGCUAGUCUUAAGCAGGAACAAGCUCUGUUGGCAUCAGGCAAGGGGGACGGCGAACGGCAACCAACUGGAUGUGUGGUGGGAAUCAUCAGGCGAAAAUGGCGGCAGUAUUGCGGCAUUUUGAAGAAAAGUGACUUUGCAGAAUCCACACGCCACUUGUUCAUCCCAGCAGAUAAGAAAAUCCCAUUCAUCCGCAUUGAAACGAGGCAGGCAGAAAUGCUGCAGAACAAAAGGAUUAUUGUAGCCAUAGAUUCUUGGCCAAGAGAUUCCCGUAACCCUAAGGGUCACUUUGUCCGCGUAAUAGGAAUCAUUGGGGAAACCGAGUCAGAGAACGAGGUCAUCUUACUGGAGCACGACUGUCCACACACUAAGUUCUCAGAGGCAGUUCUCAACUGUCUCCCAAAGCUACCAUGGUUAAUUACAGAAAAAGAUGAACUCGAGCGAGAGGACUUACGACACCUCGACAUCUGUUCUGUUGAUCCUAUAGGCUGCACUGAUAUUGAUGACGCUCUACACUGCCGUGAACUCCCAAAUGGAAACUUUGAGGUUGGUGUCCACAUUGCUGAUGUAUCUCAUUUCAUCCGGCCACACACUGCAUUGGAUAAGGAGGCUCAGAACCGCAGCACAACUGUGUACUUGACUAACCGUCGUAUCGACAUGGUUCCUGAUCUUUUGAGUAGUAACCUGUGCUCACUUCGAGGCAAUGUUGACAGAUUUGCCUUCUCUGUCCUGUGGGAAAUAACACCAAAGCCAGAGGUUUUGUCGUCGAGUAGUUAUUUAGUUCAUAAUGAUUGUAUGAUAUUUUCUGAAAAAUUACUCAUCGUCUAUAUAGAAAAAUUGAACUGGUACCUACUAGACAGCGACAUUGAUGAACCACUCCAAAAAUGUACAGACAGUGCUUAA
Messenger RNA from Penaeus vannamei (Pacific white shrimp), 1939 nucleotides. NCBI's taxonomy places the organism in Eukaryota, Metazoa, Arthropoda, Malacostraca, Decapoda, Penaeidae. The record is from RefSeq and is a predicted model, not a curated record.